Molecule: messenger RNA, 1630 nt
Organism: Candoia aspera
Lineage: Eukaryota; Metazoa; Chordata; Lepidosauria; Squamata; Candoiidae
Gene: TRNT1
Product: tRNA nucleotidyl transferase 1
Exons: 7
Coding region: 283-1599 (438 amino acids)
Biological process (GO): tRNA 3'-terminal CCA addition; mitochondrial tRNA 3'-end processing
Cellular component (GO): mitochondrion
Molecular function (GO): tRNA binding; nucleotidyltransferase activity
Source: RefSeq, a predicted model, not a curated record
UUGCACCGGCAGGCCUGCGAAGGCAGAGGGAAUCGGCUGAAUGCCCGGCCGGUGCGAGCGCUCCCGGCAGGCCCGGGAACCGAGCGUGGCGUGAGCUUUUUCGGCGGGCCGCUCAAUCUUUGCAGCGGCCGAUAUUUUUCGAAGGCCGUCGAAGCUGUGCGGAGACCGUUCUCUCACCCAUCUAAUUGUAACUUUCCCGUCGAUCUGCUGGGCCUCUCGGCUGCAUCAUGCCUUCCUUUGGUAUUCAUUAACUCAUGGUUUCGUUUCGUUGUUUCUUUUAAGAUGUGGAAACAUAUCAUUCUUCUGAGCUGUAAGGCAGGCGAAAUCCUUGCUCCCCGCAGCAGAGUAGGGCUUGCAAUCCUUUGUCGGAACUUAAGAACCAUGAAGAUAGAUUCUUCCGAAUUUCAGUCCCUUUUCACGCCAGGACUGAAGAGCAUUGCAGAAUUAUUUGAUAAAGAAAAUUAUGAACUAAGAAUAGCAGGAGGUGCUGUAAGAGAUUUACUCAGUGGAAUAAAACCACAAGAUGUUGACUUUGCCAGCACUGCAACUCCUGAUCAGAUGAAGGAAAUGUUCCAGGCCAUGGGUAUCCGUAUGAUCAACAACAGAGGAGAAAAACAUGGAACCAUCACUGCUAGGCUCAAUGAGGAGAACUUUGAAAUUACCACACUGAGAAUUGAUUUGCAUACUGAUGGGAGACAUGCAGAAGUGGAAUUCACAACUGACUGGGAAAAAGAUGCAGGAAGAAGAGAUCUCACAAUCAAUUCUAUGUUCCUAGGUUUGGAUGGCACUCUUUAUGAUUACUUCAGUGGUUACAAUGAUUUAAAGAACAAGAAGAUCCGUUUUGUAGGAGAAGCCAACCAGAGAAUAAAAGAAGAUUUUUUACGAAUUCUCCGCUACUUCCGAUUUUAUGGGAGGAUAGCUGAAAAGCCUGAUGACCAUGAUGCCCAAACUCUGGAAGCCAUCAAAGAAAAUGCCAAAGGUUUGGCUGGAAUAUCUGGCGAGAGGAUUUGGAUGGAAUUGAAAAAAAUUCUUGUUGGGAAAUAUGUAAAUCACCUCAUUCAUCUGAUGUAUGGACUUACAGUAACUGAUUAUAUAGGAUUACCUGUUAAUGGGAACUUACAGGAGUUUGGCACAGUCUGUAAAAAUGUUCAGAAUCUCUUUCCAAAACCAAUGACCAUUCUAACGUCACUGUUAAAGGUUCCGUGUGAUCUCUCAAAAUUGGAUUUAAGACUGAAACUAUCAAAAGAUGAAAAAAACCUUGGGCUAUUUCUAAUGAAGCACAGGAGAGACUUGACCAAAGCUUCUGAUACUACAAAGCCUCUUAAGCCAUACCAGGAUUUUGUUUUAGAUUCAAGGGAGGCUUCUGCAGCAUCCAGAAUCCAUGAACUUCUGAAGUACCAAGGAGAAGAACAACUUCUGAAAGAAAUGCAAGAGUGGUCUAUCCCUCCUUUUCCUGUAAGUGGCCAUGACUUAAGACAAAUGGGAAUCUCAUCAGGAAAAGACAUUGGGCCGCUCCUGCAACAGUUACGAGAACAGUGGAAAAAAAGUGAUUACCAAAUGGAUAAAGAAGAACUCUUAAGCUUUGUAAAGAAGGCAUGAAAACAAAGGGCGAUUAAACAAAACAAAUUUU